CUCGUUCUUUUUCAUACUGCAACUUUUGUGUUCCCAGCUAAUGUUUUUAGAAAUUUAUCUUCUGAUUUCAGUUUUCCAUGCUUUCCUGUCCUUCAACACUUCGAUUACUUCAAUACAAAUUAUUAUGGCCUUCUUCUUCAUCAUCAUUAUCAAAAUACCACAACCCUUUCUUCAUCUUCAUAUCCUCCUUCUCUUCCCAACCACCGCUGCCACCACAAACAGAAUUAACUCAAAGUGAAACUUCUAUCACAACAAUCUGCAAUCUAGUAAAUCAAUCUUACAGUUCAUAUCAAUCUGACUCAUCAUCAACAAUGCCCAAGCUUUUGAAUCUUCAAAUUGAUCCAUCUGUUUUAACCCCAGAACAAGCAAUUACAGUCAUUGCUUCUCUAAUCAAUAAUUCAGGUCCUAUGGUAGCUUUGAGUUUCUUUUAUUGGGCAAUUAGAAUUCCUCAAUACCGCCAUUUUAUGCGUUUUUAUAUCACUACUGCUUCUUCAUUUAUCCAGUCUGGUCAUCCUGAUAAAGCUCAUGAAGUUUUAAGAUAUAUGGUUGCCAGUUUUUAUGAGAUUGGUAAAUUGGAUUAUGCUAUUAACAUGGUUUUUGAGAUUCAUAACCUGGGUUUACCUCCAAAUGUUCAUACAUUGAAUUGUAUACUGAGGUUUGUUGUUGAAUCUAGUUUAAUGAAGUUAGCAGAGAAUGUGUUUGUUGAAAUGUCUGAUAGAGGUGCUUCUCCUAAUGCUUGCACUUAUAGGACUAUGAUAAUUGGUCAUUGUAGAGAGGGUAUUAGUAUUUCAGUAGUUGAAAAGUGGGUUAAUGAAAUGAUGGAGAAGGGGUUUGUAUUGGAUAAUGUUGCAUGUACUGCAAUGGUAGAUUUGUUUUGUAAGAAAGGAUCAGUAGAUAGAGUUUUCAGGGUUUUUGAGAGAAUGUGUGAGAUGGGUUCUCCUCCAAAUGUGAUAAAUUACAGUGCUUUGGUUAACCAGUUAUGUAAACGAGGAAGUAUUAAACAAGCUUUUGAAGUUUUAGAAGAAAUGGGGAAAAGAGGUUGGAAACCAAAUGUUUAUACACAUACAGCUUUGAUUGAUGGUUUAUGCAAGAAAGGUUGGACAGAGAAAGCAUAUAAGUUGUUUUUGAAGCUCGUUAGAAGUGAGAAUUACAAGCGGAAUGUUCAUACUUUUACAGCAAUGAUCAGUGGCUAUUGCAAAGAGAAGAAACUAGAUAGAGCUGAAAUGUUAUUUAGGAGAAUGCAGGAACAAGAAUUGGCCCCAAAUACUAAUACUUAUACUACUCUCAUUGACGGGCACGCUAAAGUAGGCAAUUUUUUUAGAGUGAAUGAGUUGAUGGAACAAAUGGUGGAAGAAGGUUGUAACCCCAAUAUAUGUACUUACAAUUCACUCGUUAAUGGUCUAUGCAAAAAGGGUGAUUUACAGGAGGCUUAUAGGAUGCUUGAAAUUGCAUUUGAAAGAGGACUUCGAGCUGAUCACAUCACAUACACCAUACUAAUUUCUGAGCAUUGUCGAAGAUCUGACACUACGAAAGCCAUGGAGGUUUUCAGUAAAAUGAUCACUGCAGGCUGUUGUCCUGACAUUCAUACUUACAAUUCCUUAAUCGGAGCAUUUUGCAGGCAAAGAGAUGUGAAAGAGGGAGAAAGGUUCUUAAAGGAAGCCCUUAAUCAGGGUAUGGUUCCAACGAAACAAUCUUAUACGUCAUUGGUAUGUGGGUAUUGUAGAGAUGGAAAUUCUGGUUUAGCAUUGGACAUCUUUCAAAGAAUGUCAAAGAAGGGCCCUGCAGCUGAUUCACUUACAUAUGGGGCUUUAAUAAGCGGUCUUUGUAAGGAAUCAAAGCUGAAAGAGGCGCGAAUUCUUUAUGAUUCCAUGGUAGACAAAGGAUUAUCUCCUUGUGAAGUUACUCCAAUAACAGUAGCUUACGAGUAUUGUAAGCUAGAAGAUUCGGUUACAGCAAUGGCUGUUUUGGAUAAGUUAGAUACGAGGUUGUGGAUUAGAACAGGAAAAACAUUGGUAAGGAAACUUUGUUGUGAAGGGAAAGUUGAAAUGGCUGCUGAAUUCUAUCAUAAACUAUUGGAUAAAGAUCGGAAUGCCGAUCCUGUUAUUUACGCAGCAUUCAAGACUGCCUGCUACGAAAGUAAUAAGUAUUCGAUUGCUUCAGGAAUUUCAGAAAGGAUCUCUAAAGAAGGUUUUUCUGUUGCAGUUGUUCCUCACAGUGUGGAGAGACCCCCAAGAGAAUCUCUACCGUUUGUUAAAGCUAGCUGAAGGUAAAACAUGAUGUUAAAAGUAGUCCUAACAUAUACAUACUGUAUUUGAGCUGCAUUUUAAACUCAUUGUUUUGACUGGAGUUAGAUGCAAAAUUUAUUUACUACAUAAAAAUUGAUUUAUUUACUGUUA
Messenger RNA from Papaver somniferum (opium poppy), 2396 nucleotides. Its product is annotated as pentatricopeptide repeat-containing protein At4g19890-like. Gene Ontology annotation, cellular component: chloroplast. The record is from RefSeq and is a predicted model, not a curated record. Lineage: Eukaryota; Viridiplantae; Streptophyta; Magnoliopsida; Ranunculales; Papaveraceae. The transcript has a single exon. Bases 78 to 2264 code for a protein of 728 amino acids. Gene Ontology annotation, molecular function: protein binding.